Puccinia graminis f. sp. tritici CRL 75-36-700-3 is the source of this 2203-nucleotide messenger RNA. RefSeq lists its product as uncharacterized. The record is from RefSeq and is a predicted model, not a curated record. Gene Ontology annotation, cellular component: nucleus. Gene Ontology annotation, molecular function: protein binding. Bases 456 to 1601 code for a protein of 381 amino acids. The transcript is spliced from 10 exons. Gene Ontology annotation, biological process: regulation of gene expression. Lineage: Eukaryota; Fungi; Basidiomycota; Pucciniomycetes; Pucciniales; Pucciniaceae.
GCUUGACAGCGCUCUGGAUUCCCACUUUCGGAGCGACUGAUGACUAGGGAGAAUUUCUACUCGAGUUGAACUUAGAGGAUGUCCUUUUGAGGGCUUUUAAUGCAAGUUGAUGUGUGCGGUCCCGCAUCACAGCCACCCCCUAUCCGCAUCACCAGCUUGCAGUUGUCGAUCUGCAUUUCUGUUACACUUUGUUCUCUUCUUCUCGCCGGGUGAUUUGAUACCAUUGGCUACCAUAUUUCUGUAUCAAUCGCCUUUUCGAGAUAGCAUAGCCUUUCCCUUUGGUAAAUCUUUAUGCAGAAGUAGUUCUACAUUCUCACUCUUGCCCUUCCACUGCCAGUUGCCUCGCCCCGUCACGGACUCGCCGUGCAACGCUACUCCAAUCUCGACUCUCAAACAUUUGGCUGUUACGUGUUUUCUAUUAUUCUCACCAGCUUCACAUUCUGAGCAAAUCGAAAAUGAGAUCCGAGGAAGAAUCGGUUGAAGGCCUCCUAAGUAGCCUUGGAUUGGCGGAUUAUUUGUCAAUAUUCUACUCUGAAGGCUUCGACACAAUCCAGGCCCUUCAAGAUAUUACAGAGGAGGACCUCGCACAGAUGCAAGUCAAGCGUGGCCAUCGACGAGUUCUUCAGAGGGCCCUAGGCAAAGGCUCAUCAACCAAUGGACUGCUUGAUCCAAAUUCAGCGGUGCCACAACGCCUGGAACUUGGCUGUUCGUCACACGCGUCGGUUUCCCAACGCAGCGGUUCCUGGGAUCACGAGUCGUCGCAAUCCGACUCUUCCUUUUUUGCAGGCAUGGACCCGAACCACAGCCCGUCACCAGCUACCUGUGACUCAAAAGGCAUCAACCGCCCUGUUUCAGAGUCACUCCUUGAGUCCCCGGCUCAGUUCUUCCUGCCUCCAAAACCAAAGAGGCGGUAUCGUCGUCAUCCGAAGCCUGACUUGAAUGCACCAAAAAAGCCACUCUCCGCCUACGUUAUGUUCAGUAAUACUGUGCGUGAGCAGUUGAAAGGCCAACAAAUUUCGUUCACAGAAAUAGCUAGAACCGUUGGUGAUCGCUGGAAGACUUUGGAUCCAAGCUCUAAGGAGGCAUUUGAACGUGAAGCAGCGGAGCAAAAAGAUCGCUGGACCAAGUCAAUGCUCGCGUACAAGCGAACCCGAGAGUACGAGCAGUAUCGUAGAUAUUUGCAACAAUUCAAGGAAGCCCAGCAGGUUCGAAGUGCAGCAACUGAAGCUCGACCCAAGCGCUUCAGCGAUUUGGACUGCAGUAGCACUCGAAGCUUUAAUGCGGUGGAGUCGGAGGUCAACAAUAAUUCCUGUGAGGUAUCAGAUGUCGAGGAUGACGAGCUGGUUCCUCAACCGUAUAUUCCCAGCUCAGUUCCAUCAUCUGAAAGGACAACAACGAAUAAUUCUGCGAACGAUGUCUCUCCGUACCCGUCACCCGUAACAAGUGUGUCUGCGUACCGUCUACCACCACCACUUACGAACAGCUCUCGCAUACGGCCCACCAUACCAAACCUUUGUACCUUGGACAAGCACUUGACUGAAUCACAGACCCGCUUUUUCAAGUCCAACUGCCCCGUCCGCAAUAAUCCAGAACCUCGGUAAAAUAUCUAACUGCUUUCAAAAUACACGCAUCCACCAGAAAUCAACGAGCGUGGACUUGUCGCAAUCACGUUAGACAAAUUUGUUCGAGAUUAUCGAGGCAGUUACUUUCCAAGAAUCAACCCUGUGUAACUGGGCAAAAACACCAGAGAGCAUCAUGACAUGGAGUGUAGCCAUAUGUCGCAGAUUAGAUUUCCACACUUCUAGCUUCACACUUCCCAGCAAAACGUAAAAACAUUUUGACAGAAAAUACAUCCUCCUUUCCACUAGGUGAUCAAUGCUCAAAAGAGUACAGCUUUUGUUUUUUUCUUCAUUCAUAGCCGUUUCUGUUGUUCCUUGCAUAUUCCUUGGAAAUUCCUUGUUCUGCGCCCUUAUCCAACCUGGCAAACAAAAUAGCUCAGAUGUCGUUAGUAGAAUGUGUAAAUAGAAUGGACACCACCACAUCUCAUGACGACACUCCUUUGGCAUGCUUUUCUGUUUUUUUUUUUUUCUGCUGUAAAAUUUGUGUUCUUAUUGGAAGGAAUGCAUUUCAAUCUGCAGACAUCCUCAUGAUUACCAGACUGCCAGGUAUCUUAUCUUGUGUUGAUUUUUAUACACUCUGAGCC